Messenger RNA from Magnolia sinica, 612 nucleotides. RefSeq names its product villin-2-like. The record is from RefSeq and is a predicted model, not a curated record. The coding region runs from base 1 to 612 and encodes 203 amino acids. Lineage: Eukaryota; Viridiplantae; Streptophyta; Magnoliopsida; Magnoliales; Magnoliaceae. The transcript has a single exon. Gene Ontology annotation, biological process: actin filament severing. Gene Ontology annotation, molecular function: actin filament binding.
AUGCUUUAUAGCAUUGCUGAUGGCGAGGUGAAGAUGGUAGCUGAAGGUCCACUUACCAAAGCAGCAUUGGAAAACAACAAAUGCUAUUUGCUGGACUGUGGGGCUGAAGUAUUUUUCUGGGUUGGCCGAGUAACACAAGUGGAGGAAAGAAAAGCUGCAAGCCAAGCUGCUGAGGAAUUUAUUGCUAGUCAAAAUCAACCAAAAUCCAUCCGCAUAACCCAGGUUAUUCAAGGGCAUGAGACACGUUUGUUCAGGUCCAAUUUUGGGUCUUGGCACAUGGGCUCAGGGACUUCUGGUGCAGAGGAUAGACGAAGAGGAAAAGUAGCAGCUAUGCUGAAGCAGCAAGGAGUUGAUGUCAAAGGAAUCACGAAAGGUGCUCCUGUAAAUGAGGGAGUCUCCCCGUUACGUGAAGGAGGUGGAAAAUUUGAGGUAUGGUGCAUCAAUGGCAGUGCAAAGACCCCAGUUCCCAAGGAGGAGAUUGGCAAAUUCUACGCUGGAGAUUGCUACAUUGUUCUUUACACAUGUCAUUCUAGUGAUAAGAAAGAAGAUUACUUCUUAUCCUGUUGGAUGGGGAAGGACAGUAUUCAGGAGGAUCAAAUGAUGGCUGCUUGA